AUGGACAAGAAGGGCUCGAUUCUCAACUGGGUGGACCCCAAAGACAAGAGCGGCGAGUUCAAGCGCCAACAGUCUGUCUUCCGCUCUUUUAUCGAAAACAAACCCGGCGCCGAGUUUCCCGCUGAGAAGGACCGUUACCACCUCUAUGUCUCGUAUGCGUGCCCCUGGGCGCACCGCACCCUGAUUGUUCGGAAUCUCAAGGGUCUCCAAGACAUCAUCAGCUUCACCAGCGUGCACUGGCACAUGGCCGAGAAGGGCUGGCGCUUUGCUACACCCGACGAGAAACUGCCUGGCGAGAACACAUCACCUGACCCGCUUCACAAGGAGUACACACAUCUCCGGGAUAUCUACUACGAGCAGAACCCAGACUAUGAAGGGCGGUUUACAGUGCCUACGCUCUACGACAAGAAGCAAAAUCGUAUUGUCAGCAACGAGAGCAGCGAAAUCAUCCGGAUGUUGUACACUGAGUUUGAUGACCUGAUUGCCGAUGAGUACAAGAAGGUGGAUCUGUUCCCCAAGAACUUGCAAAAAGCCAUUGAGGAGAUGAAUGACUGGGUAUACAACGAUAUCAACAACGGCGUGUACAAGUCUGGUUUUGCUACAACGGAAGAAGCGUACACCAAGAACGUCACCACACUGUUCAAGUCCCUCGAUCGUGUCGAGGCUGCCCUCGCAGAGUCAUCCACACCGUACCUGCUCUCCUCGCCUCACGUCACCGAAGCAGAUGUCCGCCUCUUCACCACCAUCAUCCGAUUCGAUCCCGUCUACGUCCAGCACUUCAAGUGCAACAUCCGCGACAUUCGCGCCGGCUAUCCACACCUCCAUCAAUGGUUGAGGCAUCUGUACUGGGACUACCCCAUCGCAUUCGGACAGACGACCGAGUUCGAGCACAUCAGGAAUCAUUACACCAAGAGCCACGGGCAGAUCAAUCCCUUUGCCAUUACGCCGGUGGGGCCAUUGCCCAACAUUCUGGAAAAGGACGACGAGGUGCCGAGUGUGAAGGCUGCCUUGAAGAAGUGA
Molecule: messenger RNA, 1020 nt
Organism: Ascochyta rabiei
Lineage: Eukaryota; Fungi; Ascomycota; Dothideomycetes; Pleosporales; Didymellaceae
Product: Glutathionyl-hydroquinone reductase
Exons: 3
Coding region: 1-1020 (339 amino acids)
Cellular component (GO): cytoplasm
Molecular function (GO): glutathione transferase activity
Source: RefSeq, a predicted model, not a curated record